Messenger RNA from Trypanosoma theileri, 1374 nucleotides. RefSeq lists its product as uncharacterized. The coding region runs from base 1 to 1374 and encodes 457 amino acids. NCBI's taxonomy places the organism in Eukaryota, Euglenozoa, Kinetoplastea, Trypanosomatida, Trypanosomatidae. The record is from RefSeq and is a predicted model, not a curated record. Gene Ontology annotation, molecular function: metal ion binding. The transcript has a single exon.
AUGGGACAUAUUGCUCCUUUGAUUGAACCCAGAGAGGGCUAUGUCGAGAACGCCGACGGUGUUCGUUGUAUGGUGGUGGUAGACCCUAAAACACGGAAAUUGUUAAUUCCAGAGAAUUAUGUGUUACCCACACGUGCCCAACAACGCACCACUAUUCCAAGUCUCUGUCAACUCUUCGUGGAGAAUCGCUGCCGCUUCGGUUCGCAGUGCCAUCAAGUUCACGCCGAUCUCACCGUGGUGAAUGAACUGCGUAAUCAAGUGAAGAGUCUUCCCCAGUGCUGCACCCUGCACGGCGAUGAGGAUAUUGGUGGUGUGAUGCAAGAAGGAUCGUGGCUCUCCAACGUGGUGGUGCACAUCCCUGAAAGUACAUAUGAAGGCGGAUAUAUUCCGCUCAGUCGUGUGGGGUACACCGUCCCGUUGGCAAGGAUGCUGAAUGAACUUCCUAUUGAGGCCUUCCGUCCUUUGAAUCCAUAUGAACAGACAUCCGAGGAUGGACGUCCACCACGUGUGGUGCUGGAGGCGGAUACGAUUCCCAUUUGCCGACUUCACAGCACAUCGCGUUGCAGUUACGCGGAGGAGUGUAACUUUUUGCAUCUUUGCAAGGAAGUCGUGGAACACGAUGCGGAUCUUCCCUUGGGACGCCGAUCUGGCUGCAGAGCCACACAAAGGACACGAAGCUUUUGCGUGGCUGAGCAGUCCACCACUUCCCACAUGCUCUCGUCUCUCUCCAUGUCGUCCUCCAACAUCUUUGGCCCCUCGCCGCAUGGACGCUCGACGUCUGUGCGGGGCUUUCCGCUCGUGCAGCGGGCCGGCGAGGGGUGGCGGAGCCCGGCGGGGAAUUCCUUCUCCUUCAGCGGCGACGCGCUCUCGUGGGUGGCCGGCCACUCCUCCACCUCCAGCACCUUUGGCUAUCCCCGGGAGGUGACCAUGCGGGACCGACUCCCCAUCGCCGCGGCUUCGCUCUCCUCCUCCUCCCCCGCCACUGCCACUGCGGCAAACAACAGCAAUAAUAACAACACGACGACGACGACGACGGCAUCGGCAGCGCGAUCACUCUACUCCCCCAUUCCCGCGGGAUUCGAGCGGCGGAAGAUCACUGUGGAGCUCGAGCCGCAUCCCUUCCCGUCGCUCUUGGGCGAACUGGACCCCCCCGCGCAGGUGGACGGCGCCGGCGACUCCCGCCACAGUGGAAGUGGACUGCACGCCUCGCCCAUUUCCGUUCGGACGGUCUUUUCGGAUUCGUUGGGGGCGCCCAGUCGCGAUGAGGGCGCGAGCACGUCGUCGAGUGGAGUGUCCGCCACCCACCGCUGCCGCACUGCAGGGAAGUGGAGGCACAACCCAUACGACAACACUAUUUUGAGGGUUUCUGUCUAA